Chlamydomonas reinhardtii is the source of this 1513-nucleotide messenger RNA. RefSeq lists its product as uncharacterized. The coding region runs from base 136 to 1044 and encodes 302 amino acids. The transcript has 9 exons. The record is from RefSeq and is a predicted model, not a curated record. NCBI's taxonomy places the organism in Eukaryota, Viridiplantae, Chlorophyta, Chlorophyceae, Chlamydomonadales, Chlamydomonadaceae. Gene Ontology annotation, molecular function: oxidoreductase activity.
CCAAAACGACACAAUCGCGCACUCUGGGGUUUUCUGACUUUCGCACCACUGCCAACAAUCCUUGUGAGCUUGCUGUCGCUUCGAGUAAACUUCUAAAUCCGGCGUUGGCGACGACACAGCGGGGGCCUGGUGACUAUGGCGGCCGCGGCCACGGCGAGCAGCCAGGGUCGGCCGCUGGCGCUGCCGCGGACCAUCACCCUGCGUAACGGGGUGGAGCUGCCGACUGUGGGUUUGGGCACGUUCAAGGCGGGCGGGGACGAGGCGCGGGGUGCGGUGCUGGCGGCGCUGAAGGCGGGCAUACGGCACAUUGACACGGCCUCCAUCUACAAGAACGAGGCGCCCAUUCGCGAGGCGCUGGCGGCCAGCGGGCUGCCCCGCGGCUCCGUGUUCCUGACCAGCAAGGUGUCGCCGUACGAGCAGGGCGCGGGGCGGGCGCGGCAGGCGGUGGAGGGCAUACUGGAGCGCCUGGGGACCGACUACGUGGACCUGGUUCUGGUGCACUGGCCGGGUGUGGCGCGCACGCCGCCCGACAGCGCCGCCAAUGCGCAGCAGCGCGCCGCCACCUGGAGCGAGCUGCAGCAGCUGUACCGGGAGGGCCGUGUGCGCUCCCUGGGCGUGUCCAACUACGAGGAGCGCCACGUGGCGGAGCUGAUGGCGGACCCGGCGGCGGAGGUCAAACCCAUGGUGAACCAGUUUGAGGUGCACCCGCGGCGGCCGCGCAGGGAGCUGCGCCAGCUGUGCAAGCAGGAAGGCAUCGCGGUGGUGGCCUACGCCUCCCUGGGCUGCGGCGACCUGCUGACUGCGCCCCCCGUGCGGCGGGCGGCGGCGGCGGUGGCGCGCAGUCCCGCACAGGUGCUGCUGCGCUGGGCGCUGCAGGAGGGCUGUGCCGUCAUCCCCAAGUCGGUGCGGCCGGAGCGGCUGGCGGAGUGGACCGAGCCGCAGCUGCUGGGGGCGGACUGGGGGCUCAGCGGGGAGCAGAUGGCCGCGCUGGCCGCAAUGGAGGACGGGCACAAGUACUGCUGGGACCCCAGCGGCAUUGUGUGAGGCAAGGGGGGGGGUUGUCGGAGCAGCGCGUGGGAGUAGCUAGCUCGUUGCGUGGGCGUGCAUGGACACUGCUCGCCGGCUGUUUGGCGGACGGCAGGGGUUGCUGGGCGCUGUUGUCUGCGUGUGUGUGCGGCAGCAGCAGAGGUGCGGGUGGUGGGCUGUUGCUUGUUCGGCUGCUGUUGCUGGCCGGGAUGGCAGUGAGCGAGGUGGUGGUGGCGGCAGGAAGCAGAGGGGGCGUGUGGGGCCAGGCCUGGCGGGCGGAGACAAGCUGUUUGGACUCUUUACAAAGGUGGGAGAUGUUUGGACUCUUCACGGAGGUGGGAGGUGGGUGCUCAGUCAGCGUCGUCGUCGCUGCUUAUCACGCGGUUGGACUGAUUUACACGAGUGGGCAGGUAGAGCCAUUCAAGUAUGAGCAGCACCAGAAGCACAGACUGACUUUGGACGACUCCCGCUGUAAGGAUUCAGCAGU